Molecule: messenger RNA, 162 nt
Organism: Didymodactylos carnosus
Lineage: Eukaryota; Metazoa; Rotifera; Eurotatoria; Philodinida; Philodinidae
Source: the annotation of a GenBank genome assembly
CCUCCUGAACCUCUGACAAAAUCAAACGAUACGUUGGCAGAAGAAAUUGUGGAAUUUAUGCGAGAUGCAUGGAAUUUACAUGUACCUAAUUUAAUUAUAUCAGUUACCGGUGGUGCAAAAUAUUUUAUAGAAACAUUAGGCUUUAGUUUAUUUGAUCCAUAA